AUGUCUCCCGUUCGGCUGUGUCUGUCCCUGCUGCUGAUGGUGCCACAGCUGAUGACGAGCUCAGAGGCUCGGCUGGUACCGGUACUGCCUAGGGGUGACCACGGCCGCGGCACGUUGGCCACCCCGGCCACCGGUAGCUGUGCCCAGUGCGGCGUGCUUUGCUUGCUCCAGCCAGGCUGCCGUGCUGUAGCGUGCUCCGAAAACACCGAGACAGGCACUUGUCAGUUGCUUGGGGACAAGAUCAGGAUUUGCGACCCAGGCUGGACAGAAUUCGAAUCGGGCAGGACAUGCUUCAUUUUUCAAGCGGAUAAGCUUGAUUGGAACGCAACGAGAGCUGCGUGCCGUAAUCUACGCUCUGGCGCCGAGCUCGCCUCAAUCCACUCGGAGGAGGAAAAUAACCUUGUCAAGUCGCUAAUUCCGAAAGCUGGAGCCUUCAUCGGUCUGGAGCACACAGGUCCGUCUGCGACCCGGGACUUCCGCUGGCUGGACGGUACCCCGUUCGACUUCACCCACUGGCGCGAUGGUCAGCCCAACGACAAUGCAGAAAACGACCUCUGCGUGGUGGCUGAGCGAGAGACCGCACUCUGGUUGGACUAUACCGUUCAAGUUGGAAUGCUCAACUAUGGAGGACUUUGCAAGUACACACCCUAA
Amphibalanus amphitrite is the source of this 651-nucleotide messenger RNA. RefSeq names its product ladderlectin-like. Lineage: Eukaryota; Metazoa; Arthropoda; Thecostraca; Balanomorpha; Balanidae. The record is from RefSeq and is a predicted model, not a curated record. The transcript has a single exon. The coding region runs from base 1 to 651 and encodes 216 amino acids. Gene Ontology annotation, molecular function: signaling receptor activity.